Solea senegalensis (Senegalese sole) is the source of this 2179-nucleotide messenger RNA. RefSeq names its product mitochondrial ribosomal protein S5 (gene mrps5). Bases 33 to 1250 code for a protein of 405 amino acids. The transcript is spliced from 12 exons. Lineage: Eukaryota; Metazoa; Chordata; Actinopteri; Pleuronectiformes; Soleidae. Gene Ontology annotation, cellular component: ribosome. The record is from RefSeq and is a predicted model, not a curated record. Gene Ontology annotation, biological process: translation. Gene Ontology annotation, molecular function: structural constituent of ribosome; RNA binding.
UGUAGUCAUCAGAAGGACCCCUCACAUCCAUCAUGGCGGCGACCGUACGGAUGUGUAGUGCCCUCCGCAUCACAUUCGGAGGUGUAGCACCUCUCCGUACCAUCGUACCAGCAGCUCAGGUAUCCCAGUUUGUGAGUCGAGCCUCAGGUGCCUCUCUCCAAAGGAACCCUGCACUUCCACAGUCCCCUGCCACAGCAUGGCAGCAAACUCGCCAUGGUAGCUUCUUCAAUAAGUUGACAGCUGAUGAGCUUUGGAGAGGUGUUUUGGCAGAGACGGGUUCUGGAGGGAGAAAGGGCAGAGGGAAGAGAACCAAGCGUAAAAUGAAGACAGACUUGAACCGGGGACAAAUCCUUGGAGAAGGUCAAGGUGGUUUUCUGUGGCCUGGUCUGAACACGCCUGUGGUGAAGGAUGGCAAUCUGCAGAGCAUGGGCCGAAGAGACGAGGCUGAGCAGCAGGAGGUGCAAGCUGAGAUGGUUCGUCAGAGGGAUGAGUGGGAUAAGAGGAAGAAGACGAAGCAGAAGAGGGAGAGAGGAUGGACAGGAAACUCCAUGGGAGGCACCAGCCUGGGACCCCCUGACCGUGGACCCAAUGGAGAAACCUACGAGGAUUUUGAUUCACGUGUCAUUGAGGUGAAGGCUGUGUUUAACAUGACGGCCAAAGAGGGAAGAAAGAGGUCGAUUAGCUGUCUGGUUGCAGUGGGAAAUGGCAAAGGAGCUGCAGGCUACGCUUUGGGUAAAGCAGCAGAUCGAAAUGCAGCUCUGAGGAAGGCCAAGAACAGAGCAAUCCACUACUUGUACUAUAUAGAUCGAUACCAGGACCACACCAUUUAUCAUGACAUUGAGUCCAAGUACAUGAAGACAACGCUGCGCAUGAAGAAGCAAAGCGAAGGUUAUGGUCUGCGCUGCCACAGAGCCGUCAUCACUCUGUGCAAGCUGAUCGGCAUCAAGGACAUGUACUGCAAAGUAGAGGGAUCGAUCAAUUACCUCAGCAUCACCAGGGCUCUCUUCAGUGGAUUGGCCAAACAGGUAACACACCAGUCUCUGGCUGACAAGAAGAAGCUCCACGUCGUUGAGUAUCAGUCACAGCGAGGCCCCCUCCCCAUACUCGCAGCGAGUCCUAAAGAUGGGGCACGACCCGACCCGGAGCCAGAGGACGAGAUUCCCGACACUCCGCUGCACUGGGAUGACGUUCGAGCUGCGCAGGGAAGCAAACGCUCCGUCUGGGCGGGAGUCAAACGCACCGUCUGGUAGGACAGGAGUGUGCUGCUGAUGACUGAUCAGACAACACUGGACAGAGAAAGGCCAGAGGAGUCUGAUAGGUCUAAUUUUGGCAUCAUGGACUCAAGUUGCAUCUUUUUCUUACUUAAAAAAACUUUAUCCGGCACACCUCACAAAGGUAAUAUUAAGACUCGUUCAAGUAUGAAAGUCCUAGAUAUCAGUGUUUCCUUUACAAAUUCAAUAUGAAUAAAAUAUAAACCUUGAAAAACAUUUUACCUUUCUGUUACCAAAGCGUUGAAUAAUCGUGUUAUAUCUUAGAAGUCUGACAGGAGACGGGCCUCGUGCUACUGUCACAACAGAGGGGACAAGUUAACAGGGCUAAAUUAUUUAACAAGCACAGUGUCUGCUUGAAAAGUGGCACGAGAGUCAGAAGAACACAAUUCAUCUUCUGGGAAACACAAAUGUCUGUGAAUAAAUACGUUUUAUUUGUAUAUCCCAAAUUCACAAAUCCCUGUAAAUCACCUGAAGGUUGAUGGUGAAGAAUUUGUAGAAACUGUCUUUAUCAUUAUCUGUCAUUAUAUGUAGCAACAUCCUGUGUAAGAAAGGACUCGAGAAAAAAAUCUAACGUACAUAUUCACACGCAUCAUAUUCAGCCUAUUGAGGCAAAUACAUGAUACUUGAUUUCUUGAGUUUCCCUUUGGAAUAUCAGAGACAAAUGCUUGAUUUGAAUCAUUUCAAAGUGAUUUUGACUUUGAAUUUUGAUCUCCAAUCUGGCAUGGGUUUCAAAUGUACUGGGCCUGAUACUGGCAGUUUGAGCCUCACUCAGUCAUUUUCUUAUUUUCUGGAGGUCGUACAUCGUGUCAGAACAGAAGUUUCGUGGCGUAACAUCAGCGCAGUAAUAGUCAGAGGCAGCGUUCACUGUAAACGUUUCUGUAUCAUUAAAAAUGAAUCUGAAACUGUUA